AUGGCUUUCCAUCAACCGACAAGGCGGCCGUCGCAGUUACGUGCCGCCCUCCCUUUGCAGGAGGAGGAGCGGGACGUUCCCCAGCUCCACGUUCAAGAUCCAGCAGCCACCGACGCUUCCCACUCGUGGGUGCUCUUCGAACCUGCUGAUGACACGACAACAGCCUCCUACCUCAGCGAAGAGGAGGAGUCUCUCCCUACGCCGGGCCGAUCGAGGCUUAGUGACAUAGGAAGCCUCAACACUUUCCUACAUUCAGCCCGCGAUACCGAGUCGCGGCAGUCAGGCGUCCUUUCAAGUGCUAUUGAUGACGAGUCUGUCGAAGAUGAUGCUGAACUCGACAGUCUCGACAGCCACCUACCCGAGUUUCGGACAGUCCCGAGCCUCUAUACACAAUCUGCGGGUGCUGCUGCCGCCGCCCAGAGUGCCCCUGUGCUUCCAGCCCAUGAUGGCUUGGGGUCUUUCAGGUUAGAUAACCCAGAGGUUCAGGAGCAGAUCUACGCCUUUGAAAGGUUCAACCCCAAGCGCGUGCGAAGGCGCCGCGAGAGUCUCGAGCUGGCCCAACUUGAGAUGGAAGCCGAGGAAGAGCAAGAGACGCACAAGAUGCAGAGGAUUGAGGCCUGGCGUCUAGAGCAGAGUCGCAUCCUUCUGGAAGAGAUUGGCAGAGAGACCAGACGCCGACGACAGUCCAUGGUUUCUGUCAGGCCAACCAUGACCACCGAAGAUAAGAAGGCCGAGGACCUUGCAAGCUUAAGUGCGAUAGGAAACGAAGACGACGCUGACAGCAUGGACUGGCAUUAUGAGUCGACGGAUACCAAGGAUGACGAGCGGGGUCUGCUUGCCAAAAUCACCCGCAAGGUUCUCAACGACCUAGGCAUCGACGAGAGAUUACUCUCGAUUCUGCUAGGAGAGCAACUUCCAUUAGAUGAUGACCUGUCGACGACACCCAAGACGGGUGCGGAUCUGUCCAGCACACCCACUCAGGAGACCAAUGACUCAUCUUGGCAAUUGCGGGCGUUGGAUCGCGUCGCAAAAGAGCUUGGCUUGAUGGUCAACCAGCUGUCGCAUCACCACCCCGGCGCCUUCUCGACAUAUACUCGCAUGCAACAAAUGCCAAUCCCCUACGGCGGCUUGCCAGUCAUCCCAGAGUCAGGUGCUGAUACGCCAAUGGCUCCCAAGGCACAGGAAGUGUCCACAAAGAUGCCCGAGUUCCAGCCAACAAUGGUUCAACACGCGCGCCCCAUCAACAUCCCCGCCAGCAGGCCCCAGUCGGAUCCUCCCGUACCUCUGACUCGGGAUGAGUCAACACCAUUGCCCGCAUCUUUUACACAAGAGGAGUGGGAGCAAGACCUAGACGUCAACCUCGUCUUCCGGUACUUGCGAUCCCGUUUUAGCUCGCGGUCGACGCCGUCCUCUGCCUUUACAACCGGUACUUCCCAUCUUGCCACCUCAAGUACGCCAGAUACAGCAGCUAAGGCCGCGCGGGUGCGCCAGCAUCACCCGCUCGUCUCCCGAGCCCGACCAGUAGAGCGCAGGACAUUCAAGGCGACGACGCCGUCUAGCCCUGCUGCUAUACGACACGCGUCUAGCUGUGCCAGCCAGAGCACAAGGCGAUCGGCGAGACGCAGCAGCGUUUCGUCGCGCCACUACUGGGACAUCGGAGGGUCCCUUGGAACCGGGUCAGUCAUCGCCUCGGUUGGCCCCAUGGGAAGCUGGGGCGAGGUUUGA
This is a messenger RNA of Colletotrichum spaethianum, 1725 nucleotides long. RefSeq lists its product as uncharacterized. NCBI's taxonomy places the organism in Eukaryota, Fungi, Ascomycota, Sordariomycetes, Glomerellales, Glomerellaceae. The coding region runs from base 1 to 1725 and encodes 574 amino acids. The record is from RefSeq and is a predicted model, not a curated record. The transcript has a single exon.